UGAAAUUGAAAAAUGGAGAGAGAGAGACUAAAAAAGGAAGAGAAGUAUCAAAGGAAGAGAAGUAUCGACAUUGGGUUAAUUCGUGUGCUUUCCUCCAUCGCCGAUCACCGCCGCCGUAACCAUUGCCAUCGCUGACAGUUGCCGUCCAUCAUCCUACUCAUUGGACCUCAUUUCCAUCCGAUCCACCACAGAUCUACAUCGAUGUCAUCGUUUGUUCAUCUCAAAUUUAUGUUGCCAAGGUCUUCCAGCCACCAUUACAGCUCUUGUUACAACACCACACCUCCGCCGCUUGUACCGCCGCCGUUCUUACAUGUAGACGCACAAGAUCAUCGCUGUCGGUUCAAGCAGAGGCCUCCUCUACCUUGGAAAGAAAUCAAUUACUCAGUCAGUAUAUUUCUCAUCAUUUUGUUAUUGGUUAUAUAUAGCCAUAAAACGAGUUAGCCUGAUUCUAUCAAUACCGUUAUAAUCUUCUUAAAAGGAGAGAGGUUUGCAAGGGAGGAAGAGAAGGUGGCAAGAAAUCAGCCUAAUCACAAGCCUCCACCAAGGCUUCUUCAACACUGAAAUCUCAUUCUUCUCAUCCUACUCGAAGAAAUGAAGUGCCGUCUGCAAAUGCUGUUGCAAGUCAAGUUGCAAAGAGGCCCUAUUCUUUUGGUGGCCCUGCUCAUGAUGAAAAAGCUAUCCAUUGAUAGACUCGAGAAGGAGCACCAUUUCUACUUUGUGAAAUUGAGGGAUAUUAAGAUACUCUGCCAAACACCAGAGAUAGAACACUUACCGGUAAGUGUAAUGUGGUGGAAAGUUCAAAUGAAGAAUUUGAAAUCUCACAAGCAUUCCAAGGAAAAACCUGAUAAGGGGCCUUGCAAAAAUUGUUCCUGCUCUUAUUACUGGAAACUCCAUUGUGCUCAAGCCUCCAACUCAGGCCUAAUCAACUGUGUUACCGGCAAAGGCUCGGAGAUCGGUGACUUUCUUAUAAUGCAUCCAGGUGUGAAUUGCAUAAACUUCACUUGUGGAGACACCGGCAUUGCAAUUUCAAAGAAGGCAAUGGAGUUGGGAGGAAAAGAUGCAUGCAUUGUAUUUGAGGAUGCUGAUCUUGAUCUUGGUUCCUUAAAACUCAAGGAUAUAACGGUAGCCAUGAUGAAUAAAGAUAUGAACCCCAUACACUCAACUUGCACAAGUGGAAGGAGAUCAUAACUGAGUCAUUGAGAUAUCAGUGAAUUUAUUAAUGAAUGUAUAUAGUUACAUAAGCUUAUAGGUUUGUAGUAUUUUUUGUUGUUUAGAUUUGUAACAUGAUUUAUUACUUUUCAAGAGAAAUUUAUGUAUAAAUAUUUUGAGUUUAAUGAAAUAUCUCAUUUUGUAGUAA
Molecule: messenger RNA, 1357 nt
Organism: Arachis stenosperma
Lineage: Eukaryota; Viridiplantae; Streptophyta; Magnoliopsida; Fabales; Fabaceae
Exons: 10
Coding region: 592-1188 (198 amino acids)
Molecular function (GO): lactaldehyde dehydrogenase (NAD+) activity; microtubule binding
Source: RefSeq, a predicted model, not a curated record